AUGUAUGCGGAACCCUCUUGGCGAAGGCACGUUGUAUGCUUUCUAACUUCGGUGGAGCUUGAGAUUCAAGCACUUGGUGCCUUUAUUCAGCUUUGUCAGGAUAUGCUUGGUUUUGUUAGUGAUAUAGAAGAUUUUCAGUUUCUUCAUCAAAAUCAUUUUUGUUUUGAUCAAGCCAGUUCCUGUUUGCAAGUUCAAGCAUUGCUUGGACUUGAUUGA
Molecule: messenger RNA, 216 nt
Organism: Prunus armeniaca (apricot)
Lineage: Eukaryota; Viridiplantae; Streptophyta; Magnoliopsida; Rosales; Rosaceae
Source: the annotation of a GenBank genome assembly